This is a messenger RNA of Kickxella alabastrina, 466 nucleotides long. RefSeq lists its product as uncharacterized. Gene Ontology annotation, biological process: mitotic cell cycle. The coding region runs from base 84 to 374 and encodes 96 amino acids. The transcript has a single exon. The record is from RefSeq and is a predicted model, not a curated record. Gene Ontology annotation, cellular component: DASH complex; mitotic spindle. NCBI's taxonomy places the organism in Eukaryota, Fungi, Kickxellomycota, Kickxellomycetes, Kickxellales, Kickxellaceae.
UUUACAUUUACAUUUGCAUUGUUGAAUUUUGCUAGUUUUUCUUAUUAUUAUCAUUACAGAUUCUGUUUUAUUUUAUUUGUAAUAUGAGCACACAGGUUAUCAUUGACAGGAUCGCUCAGAAGAAGCAAGAGCUAGCGGCGCUCGAGCAAGUCCAAGCGUUAUCGGAAAACACUGCCUCGCAUUGUCUAGAACUCAACCGCCAAAUGGGCAAAGUGGUCGAACAGUACAAGUCAAUUCUGGGAAUAGCCAAGGGCUGGUCUGGUGCAUUCGAGAAUGCCGCUUUGGUUGAUAUUCCACAGACUAAUUCGAACGAGGAUGAUUCUGACCAACCUGAGAGUGUCAUUCGGAUACCUGCUGCUGCCGAAAGUUUGUGAAAAAAACCCAAGUUGAUGAAUAAGACUGAUUCCUUUUUUUCUUCAGUUGUUGUAUAUUUUUAAUCGAAAAAAUCUAAAUCAAAUCAAUUAAA